CAUGACGAAUUAAGAGAUCGAGUGACGCAGUGAUGGCGGAUAGUGGCCGAUUUUAUAGUGAUAACAUUGUGCUCAUGCACGUGAAGUUAUUUAAGUGUCUGCCCUAAUUGCCUGAAAUCCAGGUCUGUCAAAAGAAUUGAGAUAAGGAGGCAGUCAGCAGAAGCUUGGAUACAAGAACACGACGAUCGGUUUGGUGGAACCUCAUUUUCAAUGAAAAGGCGGAAGGGUCGGGGUCCUUUUCGGGCCAAGAUGUUCAGUGAACCUAACUACAAAGGCAGGAACAAAGGAGGGUUCCCUCCCACUUACCGCAACCGUCAGGAAGAGGACGAUGGAGACAUUGCUAUGAAUGAUACUCAUGAAUCAUUUCGCCCACGAUUCAAUCCAUAUGAUCGUGGUGGUAAAAGACGAGACGAUAGACUGGGGAAACACAGGGCACCUCUCCAUGGUGGUCCUCCCAGGGAUCUUGCUCAACAUCAAGAUAGAGGCCCAGCCGGUGACGACAGAAAGGCCUGGUUCAAAAUAUCAAUUCCUUAUGGGAAGAAAUAUGAGAAGACCUGGCUUCUUACCCUGCUACAGAAUGCCUGCAAGGUGCCCUUCACUGCUGUUGGGUAUCAUAUAGAACACAACCAGGCUCACUUUUAUGUAGAAGGCUCAGAGACUGCCAGAGCCCUUAGGAAAAUCUCCAGAUCUUUGACUGACAGAGAGAAUUUCAAGAUCGCAAUAUUAACACGUGCUACUGCUGCUCCCCCUCAAAUGGAGUCCAAAGACAUGAAGCCUGAGGAAGUAGAGCAUUUUAAGAGAUGCAUGGAGAAGAGAUACGAUGGAGCACAUCAGGCUCUGGAUAUGAAGUCUUUGCGUAGUGACCCAGAUCUGAUUGCUAACAAGAUAGACUUCAUCCUCGGCAGAAAGUCGUACAUGCAAGCUAUGCUAAAAAUCAUCAAGGACAAUGUGCCCGAGUUGCUGUCUUUAGAUGUCAGUAACAACAAACUCUACAGAUUGGAUGAUAUGGAAGAACUUCCACUCAAAGCUCCGAACCUGAAGAUCUUAAAUCUCUCUCAGAACAUGCUGAGGUCUGACAGAGAACUGGAUAAAGUGAAAGGUCUGAAAUUGGAGGAGUUAUGGCUAGACGGGAACCCUCUUUGUGAUACUUUCCGAGACCAGACCAGCUACAUCAGUGCCGUGCGAGAACGAUUCCCUAAACUACUUCGGCUGGAUGGCCAUGAACUUCCUCCUCCAAUCACAUUUGAUAUUGAAACACCGACUACACUUCCACCAAGCAAGGGCAGCUAUCUGGUUUCAGAGGAGAUUAAAGUGUUAAUUCUACGGUUUUUACAGCAAUACUAUGCAUGUUACGAUUCCCAGGACAGGCAAGGGUUGCUGAACGUUUACCACGAGGAAGCUCGCUGCUCACUCAGCAUUCCCGCUAACGUGGCACAGGGCCCCAACAGGGGCAGUUUGGGAGAGUACACAAAGGACAGCCGAAAUCUUAAGAAAGUGCGAGACCAAACGCUCAGAUUCAAACUACUUAAACACAAAUGUCUGAAUGUUGUUGGUUUCCUAAAUGAGCUUCCAAAGACGCAACAUGACCUGAACUCGUUUGUGGUGGAUGUCACGGCUCAGACGAUUACUCUACUAAGCUUUGUGGUUAAUGGGAUUUUUAAAGAAGUUGAAGACCAAUCUGUUUCCGUUGUGCGUGGUUUUUCCCGGAUUUUUGUAGCUGUUCCUGGAAGUGACGGAGGGCUUCUUCUAGUGAAUGAUCAGCUGUUCAUUAGGACUGCCUCAACAGAAGAGAUCCGUAAAGCUUUCGUCACACCAGCUCCUACACCCUCCAGUAGCCCUGUGCCUGUUAUAGCACCUGUUCCCCAGGAUAUGGUGCAGGCAUUUUCUUCAUUCUCUGGCAUGAACUUAGAGUGGUCUCAGAAAUGUCUUCUGGAUAAUGCUUGGGAUUUCGAACAGGCAGCUCAGAUUUUCUUGAAGCUAAAGAGUGAAGGAAAGAUCCCAGAAAUUGCCUUCAUGAAGUGAAUGCCACCUCUGUACUUUUUUUAUUCUGCCUUUCCCUUUGGACAGAAGAGGAGGCAUUUGAAACCUGCUCCCUUUUAAUGGACAAUCUAAGAUAUAUAUAUAUUUGUGCUCAUCUACCUCAGAGAUGCAAAUAAUGUAGAGUCUCUCUGAAGAUCUUUUCACUAUUUGUACUCUUUGUGGAUGGGUUUGCUCUGUUUUUUUGUUUUGUUUUUUUUUUCGUGUUUUUUUUUUUGUUUGUUUUUUUUUUAAACCAUAACACACAUGUCAGCAGAACUCUAGUCAAGUUAUCCAUGUAAAAGUUCUGUGAAUUAAUAGUGCUGUUGAAUAUAGAGAGGAUCGUUGGUGAUUUGCUAGAGGUGUUUGUGAUGGGGGUAAUGAAAUAAAUGCCCAUCUGCUCUGACAAAGCAGAAUGUUUAGUAUCUGUAAAACUAAAGAUUUGCCAAUGCGCAAAAAAAAAAAUCUCAGAUAAUAGGAAAUUGUUGUGUUUUAUAUAAACCUGCAGGUUGCACAAAUGUGUUUUCCCUCCAUUACGUACACCCUAGCAAAGCUUGGCUUACCCAGGUUAUCUAAUAAUCCAACUGAGAAAAGCUUCAGGGUUAUGUGUAUAUUGUGUUCUAGUAAUCCAUUUUGCUGCCAGUGUUGGUUCAUAACAAAAGCGUGAUUGCACAAGUCUGAGUUCAGACAUAUUAGGAAAUGUUCUCAAUUUCUACAUUUGCAACAGAUCCAUUUAUUAAAGUACUUCUCUCCUGCAGUGAAAUCUUGAGUAGCAACAUCAAGCUGGGUUUAUUAAGGAAAAACAAAGCUUUAUUUAAAAAAUAAAAAUAAAAAAAAAAAUACUCUGCAUUACAAAUCGCAGCAGUCGGGGUGCUCAGACAAAAUUAUGUAAACCCAAAACAUAACUGGCUCUCACUCAAACACUUCUUUAAAAUAACAAACAAAAACCUUAUUGCAGCUUUGAAAACCACAGCAGAAUGUUAUAGCAAGUGACCCCUUCAUCAAAUGCUCAUUUUGGACCAGUUAUAUUUUGGCUUUAUGUGUAAAUUUACAUAAGCUUUAUGUUUUUAUGUAUAUAUGUAUAUAAUUUUUUUUUAUGUGUGUGUGUGUGUAAUAAAAACAAAUACAAAAAAAUAUACACACACACUCUAUCCUUAAUAAAUUAGUUUUGCAUUGGACAAUUUCACACAUGCUUAUCUUGGGGGAAAUAAAGUGUCAAAUUGCCUUUAAAUGUAGCCCAUCUUAUAUGGAGCUGUUAUCUUGGGAACUUUCUAUUUAAGCGCUUCUGGUCUGCCUGCUUCAUCUUUAGCUGCUUCGCUGUAGAUUUACUUUUUCUGUUGUGAUUAUAUUUUAAUACUUGAGCUAGUUUUAAUGUAAUGUAGAAACAACUUUUUUUAUGUAAUGUUUUUAAUUUAACUGUUUUUUUGUUUUUUUUUCUCUGUGUGAUUUAAAUAUUUUGUCUAUCACCAUUCUGAAUCUGAAUUUGUGUGAUGGAUGCAAAAGGAAAGCUUUUUUUUUUUUUUUUUUUGCUAUUGAGGGAAAAGGUGACAUCAGAACUGAUUAAACACUGCUGUGAUUGUGACGUGAACAGGUUUGGGAGGGGAAUAUUGUGCACAUACAACUUGUUUUCCACCCUUUCCCCUGUUAUUUAGCGUACACUGUCGUUGCGCUAGAAUUGGGUUGUGUUCCAUGACAGAUGUGUAUGGGGUUGGGUUGUUGGUGAAUGUAUGUGUGCGUUUAAUGUUUAUGAUUGUGUCAGUGAAAUUUCUUAUUCUCAGUGUGUGUGGCUGGUAAGAGAAUUUUUCAGAUGUGGUUUUCACUAUUUGGAUAGGCACGGGUUUGGGUGAGGUUGGGUUUGAGCUUAUGGUAUGAGUGUGUCUAGAAUAGUGAGAGGGGUGGUUACAAUCCUUCUGCCAUGCAUGGUUGAACUGUUCAUAAUAACUUUGAGCUUGUGGGUAUUGAAGAAAAAUAGUGAGGUUCAGAGAACUGGGUUUAAUGAUACUUUAUUCCAGGGAACUUAAGCGUGGUGGGAUGGUUGUUUGAGGAUGGGCAUUGGAAAACGUGGGUAUCAACAGCCAUAGAAUGUGUUUUUGUUUUUUUCUUUGAGUGGAUUGGCCAGAUUGUGUGUGAUGUGGAUAUUGAGUGUUUAGAUGCCUGGGGAGAUUGGCCAUCAGAUCUGAGGGGGGUUGUGUAUGUUGAAUGGUUGGGUGCCUGGGGGAUAUUGGCCAUCAGACCUGAGGGGGGUUGUUCAUGUUGAAUGGUUGGGUGCCUGGGGGAUAUUGGCCAUCAGACCUGAGGGGGGUUGUGUAUGUUGAAUGGUUGAAUGCCUGGGGGAUAUUGGCCAUCAGACCUGAGGGCGGUUGUGUAUGUUGAAUGGUUGGGUUCCUGGGGAUAUUGGCCAUCAGACCUGAGGGGGGUUGUUCAUGUUGAAUGGUUGGGUGCCUGGGGGAUAUUGGCCAUCAGACCUGAGGGGGGUUGUGUAUGUUGAAUGGUUGGAUGCCUGGGGGAUAUUGGCCAUCAGACCUGAGUGCGGUUGUGUAUGUUGAAUGGUUGGGUUCAUGGGGAUAAUGGCCAUCUGACCUUGAGGGGGGUGGUUUGUGUAUGUUGAGUGGUUAGAUGUCUGGGAAGAUUGGCCAUCAGACCUGUAGGGGGGUUUGUAUAUGUUGAGUGGUUAGGUGCCUGGGGAUUUUGGACAUCUGUACUGGGGGGGGGGGGGUUGUGUAUGUCGAGUGGUUAGAUGUCUGGGGAGAAGUUUGACUUCUGGAGCGGGCUACUGGGUAGAAUGGGAAUAAUAAUUUAGGUGGAUAACUUUUUAAUUAAAGAGUUUAUCUAAUCUCCUCUAGCCUGGUUUGCUAGACAUAGAUGGGGGUGUGCGAGUGCAUGUGUAUUAAGGGUGAAGAAUUUGGAUUUAGUUCCUUUUGUUAAAGAGAUGCUGUAGAGAAUGCUGCACAUGUUACUGGGUUGUGCAGUUAUAUUGUUAUGAAGUCUCAGCACCCUGUCCUCAUUCCAUACCUUUCGUGUGGGCAAUGUAACAUGUUUGUCUCAGUGUGCCGAGACACCUCAUCCUGCAUUUUCAGCUGUCAUUGAACCUUCUGGCAGCAAAAAGGCUUUCCCUAAAUUUAACAAUUGCUUUAGGGCAGACUAUUUAUUUGUAUCACUUUGUCAUGUUAUUUUUCUCACUUGUAUAAUAUACACCAUGUACAAACAAUACUACAGUUUCCUACAUAACUAAGAUGUGUAAUCCUAUUUUUUUUCUUCUUAAUGUAUAUUGAAAGUCCAUUUUUAUUCUCUCUCAUGUUCAAUUAUUUUUGAUAUGUUACUUCAAUUCAAAAAACUAGCCCCCCUGUGAAUUAUUUAAUAAAUGUUUUUUGUUAAGAAAAUGUA
Messenger RNA from Bombina bombina (fire-bellied toad), 5400 nucleotides. RefSeq names its product nuclear RNA export factor 1-like. Lineage: Eukaryota; Metazoa; Chordata; Amphibia; Anura; Bombinatoridae. The transcript has 22 exons. The coding region runs from base 211 to 2022 and encodes 603 amino acids. The record is from RefSeq and is a predicted model, not a curated record. Gene Ontology annotation, biological process: poly(A)+ mRNA export from nucleus. Gene Ontology annotation, cellular component: cytoplasm; nucleus. Gene Ontology annotation, molecular function: RNA binding; protein binding.